Messenger RNA from Pygocentrus nattereri (red-bellied piranha), 1237 nucleotides. RefSeq lists its product as uncharacterized. NCBI's taxonomy places the organism in Eukaryota, Metazoa, Chordata, Actinopteri, Characiformes, Serrasalmidae. Bases 1 to 717 code for a protein of 238 amino acids. The record is from RefSeq and is a predicted model, not a curated record. The transcript has 7 exons.
AUGAUGGAGCGUAUUGGGGUCUUCUCUCUCCUGCUGUGUGGAAGCGUAUACAUGAUCAGCAGCGAGACUCUACAUGUGAGGCAGAAAGAGGGAUACAUCGCCGUCCUUCGCUGUGGAAGACUAACUAAAGGCCCAGUGACCUGGAGCAGAGACAGCAACGGACAGAGAGUGGACAUUCUGACCACUUAUAAUGGAGAGACGACCAAACACAUCGCUGAUCCAGACAGACGUUACAGCGCAGGAGCAAAUCUAGUGCUGAGUAUAUUCAGAGUCUCUCAGUCAGACGCUGGUAGAUACGACUGCAGUGGAGCUGCAGUGGAGCUCACAGUGACAUCAGGAACCGGCAUGAAGACAACGACAACUUCCACAACUGAAGGCUCAUCUAGAAGAACAACUCAAGUUCUGCAGAACUUCCUGAUCACAGUAGCACUGAGCUGCCUGGUUGUUUUGGCACUGUUUCUGUACUUAUGGAGAUGUCUCUACAAAAGGAAAGCAGCACAAAAUCAGGAGCAUUUCUAUGACACUAUUGAUGACAGCGUGCCAACCACACAACCUGCAAGUGACCAACAAAGGACAAAGAAGACCGUCUACUACCUGGCAACUCAUCCAGGAGUCCAGAUCACAGACAACCAGCAGAGUGCGUACGAGGCCAUAUAUCCUCUGAAUGAAAACUCAACACCUCACGUAAACACACAAAACUCCUGCAGUGUUUUCUGAUUGUUUGAUUAUAAAUUGGAUCUUUUUAACUUAUUCAUCAAAUUAAAAUACUACAUGAUGAGAAGUUAAAGUCAGUCUGUAAUAAAUACCGUGUUCUCAAGAGAGUUUGAUUUAUGUUUAAUUGAGCAUUACUUUUUUUUUUAAUUUCUUAAACAGGAAUGACUUGAACGGUUGUAUGUACAUAUCAAAAAGCCAACAAAAUAAUCUCUGGACUUUGCUCUCAUUUGGCUACUGCUAUAUACUGACCUCCUGUUGUAUAAUAUUGUUGUGUUGUCUAACUGGUUGUAACUUUGAGAACUACAGAGACUACAGAGUUGUGUAAAACUAAAGGCACAAUAUGAUACACAGUGCUCAAAGUUCUCUUUUGCAUCAGUAUGCAAAAUUCACAGCUUUCUUGGUACAUCCAGAAAUAUAGCAAUGUAAAACCUCAUCAACUUACUAUUGAUAGAAUCAGGAAACUUAGGUCAGACAAGGAACUUGUAAAAUUUCACAACUUUUUUUCUAUUGUGUAUAUGAGAGU